AUGCACGUACCAUACUCUGACAACGAUCCUAUCGUAGACGAUCUCGACGACUUUGUGCCGCCAAGUUCAGGGUCAUGGAAUUCGGUGGCGGUGCAGAACCGUACGGUGACCGAGAUUAUGCCCAUGUGUGGACUGGUAAAGGGGGGCAAACUGCUCAACAUUCGCUUGUACGCCAACAACUGCUACAACGGAACUGACGUGACGUUUGAGAAGCUCGACAAGGACUUUGAAAGUCUGGAGCCGGGUGUGAGUGCAAUUGUGCGCCUGUACUUUGUGGACGGCCCGGACCGGAACAAGACGCCCUCGUGGGCGACAACAGAGGGUGAAAAGGGCACAAACGACUGGAGCGACCCCAACAUGAUGAAAAUGGCGUCGGAGCUGUUUGAAAAGCUGACUGUGCAUUUGCGCGACGAAACCAGGUGCUGUCUGCUGCAGCUUGGCUUUGGGUUCUGGAGCGAGUUCCACUUGUCCGGGAUUACCAUGCGGCCGGGUGAGAACUUUCCCACUGCGGAGCAGAUCGACACGCUGUAUGGUAUUGUCAAGGCCCACCGCGGCCCAUUACAGAUCGCGGUGAGUGUUGGGGUCGGGGAUGACGAGCGCGAACUGAGCGACAGCUUCCGAUCGGACACGACCAUUGGCAUUUUCUACGACUCGUUCAUGAAAACCCGGGGGUCUGAGUCCGCGUACGAGCUCAAGCUGUACAAUGGGUGCCACUACGACGAGCGCGUGUAUACAAUGAAAGGUGGGGAGUUCUCCAACGGCGAGGGUACACUGGACUCGAUUAUGGACACGACGAAACAGCUGAUGAAGAAGCGCGCGAUGCACUACGUUAUGCCGAACGGGACUUCGGAUAUCAUGUCGUCCAGCAGUAGCAAGAUCCAAGAACUCUCGGCGUAUAUGGGCUACCGGCUCAAGGUCGCGUCCGUGGACACGAGUGGCGAUGGGUACACGCGGCUGUCGGUCACGAAUGUUGGGAUUGCGCCGACGCUGUACGACCUCAAUGUCGUGCACGAGAAUGUCACGUUUGAGCCGAGCCUAGCGCAACUAAAGCCGGGGGCGAGCCGGUACGUGUAUGGUAAGAUUACCGUGGGCGACAAUGCAUCGUUUGAGGCGGAGGGGCCAAGAUAUUUGGGGGGCGUCAAGCUCUUAUAA
Molecule: messenger RNA, 1152 nt
Organism: Sphaeroforma arctica JP610
Lineage: Eukaryota; Ichthyosporea; Ichthyophonida
Exons: 1
Coding region: 1-1152 (383 amino acids)
Source: RefSeq, a predicted model, not a curated record